CUGAUGCUGACCGAUGAGGAGAAGGAAGCUCGACAGAAGGAGGAGGAGGAGGAGGAGUGUGAGAGGUGGGGAAGAGAGAGAGAGAAAGAAACGGGGGAUAUUACGGGCAGCAGGAGGACAUCCCGGCACCGAUGAACACUCCCGAGGAACUUCUGACAGCCUGACAGAUUAUUUAGCCCCAGAUUUUUCCGUCCUCGUUGGUUUUUGUGCGCGCCGGCUGCAGGGGAGGAGAUGCGGUGAUAUCAUGCGCACAGCCGGCCGGGGAGAGAGAAAGGGAGACCGAGAGAGAGACGGAGAGGGAGGAAGAGGGAUCGCGGGGAGGAGGAGGAGGAGGAGGAGAGGCGGCUGCCUCCAGGCCAGCUGAGGAUGCUUGUUGUUUCUAGAAACCGUCGCCGGGCCGAGCGCCGCUGAUCCAUCCCGCUCCGUGCGCACCGAGCCGCGGCUGUCCCGACCGAGGGGCGCGUUUCGGCUGUCUGGCCCGGUCUGCCCCGAGGCUGUUUGAUGCUCUCUCUCUCCCCCCUCCACCUCCACCUCCUCUCUUCCUCUAUUUCCUGAUGCAGGGCCGGGGAGGGGGUGAGCCAAAGUGUGCACCGGAUAUUGGAAAACCCAUUCUUCUUGCUGAUGCUGUUGUGAUAAUAGAUGAUUAUCUGGACAACGCCGCAUCUGCACACGGAGGAACAUCCUGACCGAACCAGGCCUGACUUGACAAGAAGAAGAAAAAAAGAGGGGGAAUGUGUGAGCUCUGGAGGAUUAUGAAAACAUUUUUGGACGGGGGUCCCUGAUAUCGAUCUGAGAAUGGAUUCAAUCAGGACUUAGGAUAUUUGAGACUGUGCUCUUACAGAAAUCAAUCUGUGGCAAAUGUAGCCUUCCUGUCCAGGUCUGAAUGAGAUCUUUCUUCGCUGCUCCACUUCUUUUGGGGGCCAGCUGCAUAAGCUAUACAGGAUCAAUCAGCUUUAAACUACUCUUAUUUAUAGCAGGGGUUGAUGUUGUGGACAUCUCCCAGAACUGGCACCGGUGAAACCUCACACAUCCUCUCUUCUCUCUCAUCGUUUUUCUUUUCCUACCUUCCCUGUGAAUGAUGCUGCUUUCUGUGCUGUGGUAAAGAGGAUAAAACUGGAGAAGACUUUUUGAAUUCUAAGCCUUACUGAGUGGAAACUGGGCCGGUUCUCAGUCCGAGCAGCACGGAACCCGAGCGCAUGACAAACAAGUGCAUGGGAGUAGCCUGCAGGGCCCGGCUUUAGAUCACGACCAGUCCUCCUCCUCUCCUCUCCUCUCCUCUCCUCUCCUCUCCUCUCCUCUCCUUUAAGCCGUAUAGCCGCCUGUGAUGUGCGUUAACGCAUUACACACGGACCGGGACCGAGCGCUAUCUUGAUCUGCCUUACACAAGGAAUAGAAUUUCACCUUUGGAAAGGAUGAGCAGCAAGGAGCUCACUGUGGGCCAGUCCAGCCAGUACGUGGGCCCCUACCGGCUGGAGAAGACCCUCGGGAAGGGACAGACAGGACUGGUGAAGUUGGGUGUCCACUGUAUAACGGGGCAGAAGGUGGCCAUAAAGAUCGUCAACAGGGAGAAACUCUCCGAAUCCGUUCUAAUGAAGGUGGAGAGAGAAAUAGCUAUUCUUAAACUAAUAGAACACCCUCAUGUUCUGAAGCUGCAUGAUGUCUAUGAGAAUAACAAAUACCUGUACCUGGUGUUGGAGCAUGUGUCUGGCGGAGAGUUAUUCGACUACCUGGUGAAGAAGGGCAGGCUGAUGCCCAAGGAGGCCAGGAAGUUCUUCAGACAAAUCAUCUCCGCACUCGACUUCUGUCAUAACCACUCCAUAUGUCACAGAGACCUGAAGCCAGAAAAUCUUCUCCUGGAUGAGAAGAAUAACAUCAGGAUAGCAGACUUUGGCAUGGCCUCGCUACAGGUCGGGGACAGUCUGCUGGAAACUAGUUGUGGAUCUCCACAUUAUGCUUGCCCAGAGGUCAUACGAGGAGAGAAGUACGACGGCCGCAGGGCAGAUGUUUGGAGCUGUGGAGUCAUCCUCUUUGCUCUUCUUGUGGGUGCCUUGCCCUUUGACCACGACAACUUGCGGCAGCUGCUGGAGAAAGUGAAGAGCGGAGUUUUUCACAUGCCACACUUUAUACCUCCCGACUGCCAAGCUCUGCUCAAAGGAAUGAUAGAAGUCAACCCCGACAAGAGACUCACGCUAGAAGCAAUACAGAAACACGCCUGGUACCAGAGUGGUCGUAACGAGCCUUGCCCGGAGCAGCCUCCCCCUCGCCGGGUCUGCGUGAAGAGGAUCCUGUCCCUAACGGAUCUGGACCCCGACGUCCUGGAAAGCAUGUACUCUUUAGGGUGCUUCAGAGACCGGGUCAAACUCACACAGGACCUUACAAGUGAGGAGGAGAACCAGGAGAAGAUGAUCUACUACCUCCUGUUGGACAGGAAGGAGCGAUACCCCAGCUGUGAGGACGAGGACCUGCCACCCAGAAAUGACAUUGACCCACCCAGGAAGCGCGUCGACUCCCCGAUGCUGACCCGUCAUGGCCGCUGCCGUCCAGAGAGGAAGAGCUUGGAGGUCAUCAGUGUCACAGAGCAGGGGUCUCCCACCCCACCUCGCAGGGCCCUGGACACCAACGCACACAGCCAGAGGUCUCGCUCAGUCAGCGGAGCGUCCACAGGUCUGUCCUCCAGUCCUCUCAGCAGUCCCAGGAGCCCGGUCUUCACUUUCAGCCAAUCAGAAGUCACCUCCACCUCCGCUUCCUCCACCAAAGACCCCAAACCAGGAAGUGCCACCACCCCUCGGCCUGCCCGCCCGGCGCCCGACCCAAAAACCCAGACCCUGCCCUCUAAGGGCCCCGCUGAGCGGCCCCAGCUCCACUCCAUGAAGUCCCUCCCUCUCCAGACGCCACGCUCGCCCUCCCCUUCCCCCUCCCCCCUCCUCUCCCCCAUCCCACGCUUCUUCAACUUCCCCUCCCCGUUCACCUUCAAGUCAAAGAACGCCCACUCGUCCGCUAACUCCUCUCCCACCCCUCCUCCUGUGUCGCAGGUCACGCCGCAGGGCUCACCGCUGCCCACCCCGCUGGGCACGCCCGUGCACCAAAUCCAACACCCUUCCUCCACCACCCCUCCCUCCUCUUCCUCCUCAUCUUCUUCUUCCAGAGCGGACGGAGCCGGCGGGGCCUCGCUGUCGUUAACCCCGCCCUCCAGCCCGGGCGGCAGCGGCGGCAUGGCGGCGUCGAGCUCCGCCCACUGGAGAACGAGGCUCAACUCGUUCAAGAACAACCUGCUGGGAUCCCCUCGGUUCCACCGGCGCAAACUGCAAGUCCCUACAUCAGAAGACAUGUCCAGUUUGACUCCAGAGUCCAGUCCAGAACUGGCUAAGAGGUCCUGGUUCGGUAACUUCAUCAGCCUGGAGAAAGAGGAGCAAAUCUUCGUUUUGAUAAGAGACAAGCCGCUCAGCUCCAUCAAGGCCGACAUCGUUCACGCCUUCCUUUCUAUCCCAUCCCUCAGCCACAGUGUGGUGUCGCAGAACAGUUUCCGGGCAGAGUACAAGUCCUCCGGUGGCCCCUCUGUCUUCCAGAAGCCUGUCAAGUUCCAAGUGGACAUUGCUUUCUCAGAGGGCGAGAGGGAGCGAGAGAGGGAACGAGCCGAGAGAGAAGGAAGGAGGGAGAUGGGCAUCUACAGCGUGACCUUCACUUUAAUAACAGGUCCCAGUCGCAGAUUUAAGAGAGUCGUAGAAACCAUUCAAGCUCAGCUCCUGAGCACUCACGAUCAGCCUUCUGUGCAGGCACUAGCUGAUGAGAAGAACGGCCAGCUUUCCCGCCAGCCCAGCACUCCGUCGCGUCAGAACUCCCGGCGCUCCGAAAGCGGAUCGGAUCGGGAGCGGCCGGAGAAGGAGAACGCGGCGGACGGGUGCAGCAGUAGCGGGAACAGCAGCGGGACCGUUCUACAAAGACGAGGGUCGGGCAAAGACAAGACCAGACUCCUGUCGUCAUCCAACGGGACGCAGUCUCACCCAUGAAAAGAAUGUCGCGGAAGAGAAGCGAGGGUCGUCCGCCUGGCCUUUUUCUCUUCCUCCCCUCAGUCCUUCCCACAUUCUUUCCUUCCCUGUUUCCUCACUUCCAGCCUUGCUUCAUACUUUUAAUUCCAAUCGACGGGAUGGAAGAGGAGGGGGAAGCUUUGUCCUCGGAGCUGAUCUCGGGAUACGACGGAUAAUUCCCCCAAAAAUGGCUGAUUUUAGCAGAAGCGUAUAUGUGUGGAGGCAGGUAAAGCUGGUCACUAGUCAGGCCUAAAGGGCAGCUUCACCUCAGAAGGAUGAGCCUCAAGAAUAAAACUAGAGGAAAAGCUCACAGCCAGGGAAAGUUCACCCACUCCAGCAGAUCAAGAAAGCACACGACGUUCCCUCCAACCAACCAACCAACCAACCAACCAACCAACCAACCAACCAACCAACCAACCAACCAACCAACCAACCAACCACAUGCAACGACCUCAACAGGAAACCUCCCAUCGAUCAGUCAGAACGGCUCGGGAAGAUGGUGGCCAGUGACGGAAGGCAUCAUGGCAUCUUCAUUUCUCAUUCCUUGACCGGCCAGCUGUCACCUGAAGUCUCCUCAGCAUCAGCAGACGUGAUUGGAAGCCUGCUCUCGGCUCUUCUCGCUUUCUGAUUCAGGACAACUCGAGCAAAUCGACGAAACGAGGACGUCUUGUGAGAAAAGGACGAGAAAUAUUAGAGGAGCCUUGGUUGUUAAAGUGGGUUAUUUAUUGUUGUGCUUUAACAAUCAAAGAGUCUGAGAGCAGAGGAGGAAAUGACGGAGAAUGAAUCUGAUGUUGACAUACGACAAACACAGCUUUUCUUUGAGUGUAUGAGAACCCCCACAGUUCUUUCUGGAUUACAAUGAUAAAGCUAUGAUACCGUAUUGCCUUUAACGGAGGAGUAAAAGUAGAUAGCUAGGUAGAUUUAGCCCCAUUUCUUGGACACUACUCACACCACAGGUAGAUUCCCUCGUCAGUGAAAACCUCCUGCUGGGAGAGAGAGAGGUGAUGGAUAGGAGGUUAAACCGAGGAAAGCCGGCAGCAGGUCUCCAUUUGGUAGCAAAGGAGGGAGAAAAGAAGAACAAGUAGCCUCGUAGGUUCACUUAGAGAUGAAAAUGAAAGUUAGUUUUGUUAAGAGAUGGGUCCGGAGUUUUUCUAGUCUUACUUUUACAACGUUCAUAUGUCAUAUACACAAUGACUUAAUGUUUACUGGAGUUUUUCCUUUUCUAAAUGCUGACUGUGGAGCCACACGUUACAAAAAUGACCCAAAAAAUAACCCAAAAAACAAAUCACUUUAAUCGUCAUUGUACAACGAAAUGGAGUUUGAUGCUCUCAUAUUGAAACAACAGAUAAACACUAAAAAGAAACACAAAACAUGCAGUUAAAGGUGGGCUGCCAAAUGCUCGUUCUUUGUCAGAAUAACACUCAAUAAAUCCCUCUGCUAACACCAGUGGUGCAGCAGGUUUGCCAGACUCGAUGCUCUCUUGAUAAGUAAAUUUUUUCAACAUGAGCAUAUUUAAGACCGCUCUAAAACUUCUUACCAAUAGAAAUUUACAUUUUCAGCCACCUCACAGCACUAGCCUCGGCUUAAUUCGCUUUCUAGUGCUGUUGAUGUCAUCUGCAAGUGGUAACCUCUGGAGCUGAAAAUGCAGAAGCGCCAAAAUCGAUGCAGUUCCUCAAACGUCCACUAGAGGCUGGUUCCAGAAGAGAGUCGAUGUCUGUAGACCUCCAUGUUAAAAUGACCAACUUUACAGCAGAAAUAAACAUAUUUACAGCCUUAUACUAAAUCAGUUUUGGUCUCUGUAGCUAAUUUCUCUGUUCAUGUCAACUGCACAGGAGGUGAAUUAACACGUUAAGCGUGUUCAGUGGCAGUCCGUUGCUCCACAUGUGCUCCUUUUUGCUCACACAUUUCUAUACUUGUUUUUAACAAAUGUAAGAUACCAUAACUGUCAGAAACUCCUCAUAUUUCAGUCUCAAUAACAGCUAGAAGGUUGACAUCCAGCUCCAGCCUGCACACGGCUAUCAGGACAAACACGCAUAUUGAAUUUAUGAAGCUUAGACAGCCUGAGGCUCAUCGUAGCGUAACUUUUGAGUGCAUUCUUUAACUGUUGUCUGCCCUAUUUUUAACGAUGCAGUCAUUUGAGGAAUCACUACAGGUUCAGUAUGGACAGAGCAAGUAGUAACGCUUUUAACCCUCCUGUUGUCCUCAUGUACGGGCAUCAAAAAAUAUUGUUUCCUUGUCUGAAAAAAAUCCAAAAAAAAAAUCCCCAAAUUUCUGAAAAUUUGCAAAACCUUCAGGAAGAAAAUUCCAAUACUUCUUUAAAAAUUUCCCUAUAAAGUUUUUUUUUUUUAAUUUCCCAAAUUGGGCAAGAAAAUUCUUGUAAAUAUUUUCCCAAAAAAAUUAGUAAAAAUCUUCCAAAAAAAAUCCUAAAAAUAUCUAAAGUGAUUACAUAUAUUAGUAAAACGUCUGAUAUUGUCUUUAAGAACAUUCACAAAAAAAUCUACCAAAAUUCAGCAAAAAAAUUCCCCAAAUUUCUGAAAAUUUGCAAAACCUUCAGGAAGAAAAUUCCAAUUAUUCUUUAAAAGUUACCCUUAAAAGUUUUAUUUCUAAAAAAUCUCCCAAAUUCUUGUAAAUAUUUUCAAAAAAUGAGUAAAAAUCAUCAAAAAAAUCCUAAAAAUAUCUAAAGUGAUUACCAGUGAUUAUCAGUAAAACUUAAAAAAUAAAAAAAUAAAAAUCAACCAAAAUCCAGUGAAUUUUGCUGGAUUUUGGUUGAUUUUUUUUUGGGAAUGUUUUUAAAGAAACAUUUUUAACAUUUUUUUUCCACCAAAAAAUGUUCAAAAAAUUCCCCAAAAUGUUGAAAAUGUGGACAUCAGAAGUUUCACGGGUCAAUUUGACCCACAGGACGACACGAGGGUUAAUUUAAACUUCAUAUGGACGUGUGAAUGUUGUACGAAGAACGGCUUGAAAACUCCAAACCUCUCUUUUCACCACGAUGAGAAUCGACAUGAAUGAAAUGACGGUACUUUAACGUGACAGAGGCUGGUCAGACUGAACCACCAGGUGUUCAGCCGCCCAGCCUCAUAAUUAGACAACCGAAACCCUUCAUAUGUUCUGUUUGCUUUGACAAUAGAUAAGAAUGGUGCAGGGCAGCUCUAAAGCCCCAAUAAAAACCAGAGGGAGGAGAGAGCCAGGUAUGUGGAGCUGAACAAAUAAUGUAUGUUUCACGAGAAGCAGAACAAGAAAAGCUGCAAAGAAGGAAAGAAAAAAGGACUCGGGUGUGUCUGCUGUCAUAAAAACUCUGCCUGGGAAGGAAAAAUUAAGCCACAAUUUAAGAAUGAAACCUGCUUGUUUUAUUUUUUACCGUCUGUUCCUUCUUUUUUCUUCUCUGCUCCGGCCUUUAUGUGUUUGUUUUUUUGUUUUUUGUGCAAAGUAAAGGGUGGAGUUACCAUGUGAAUGUCAACAAAUGUUUCUGAAAUUACUGCAAGAGUGUAGACAUAUUUUUGUUCCAUAUAUUUAUUGAGAAAAUGUAUUUAUUUAUUUAUGUAUUUAUUUAUUUAUUCACCGUGUAUUUGUUGAAAGUGUGUUGUUUUUCUGAAAGGAGAAGCAGGAGACGGGUUAACAGACAGGGGAACAGCCGCUUACAAGAUGUCUGCAAAACUGCUUUCCCUGAGAAAAACUGAAGACUAACUCCUCUCCUGUUUUCUUCAACGUUCUGAUAAUCGAUGCUGCAAAAACACCUUCCAGCUUUGUAUUGUGUUUCUCCCGUUUAGUCUGGAUUUUGUUCGUUUGUCGUCACGUUUACUACCGUAGAUGUUCGACUUUUAUGAAGCUAGACCAAAACUUCACACACAGCCAGACAUAAGCUUCACGUGGAGGACUUUUUAAAUUUUAUUUCUUUGCAUUUAACCAGCAGAUACUGAUCGAUGCUGAGGUAUUCACUCUCAGCCGUUUGUUUACUUUGUUUUUCUUUAUUCUUUUUGCCACCUACGGUAAAAGCGAGCAGGAUGUAGAGCUGCUGGAAUGUGACAGAAUUAUUUCAAAGUCAUCUGUGCUUGUAUGUGUGUGUCAGUAUGUAUAAAAAACACACACACAGGCCUUUAAAAUUCAUUUUCUGUUUCAGCCAAGUGAAAUAAUUCCCCACAGAAUGAACCAUAUUUUCAUCUAAAGCCACCAGCAGGUCAAACUGUUCAUCCAGGCUACAUGCACAUGAAUAUGAAUUCUGCUGUGUUUACACCCACUGUCCACUAAUCUGUAGUUUCAGGACCCAUAAAGGCAGAGACUUCUGGAGACACUGCUGACCAAUCACUGAUUUAUGCUCCUAGUUUUUCUGAAGAAAAUACAGAAAUCAGUAAAUUAGAGUAAAUUAGUAAAGCAGCAGGAUUUAUUGUCGAUAAAAAACCAGCAGUUGUUCUUAGCACCCCAAGAAAACUAGAGCUACUGAGCUGUAUACAGAGCUGGUAUAGUCAUUCCUUGAGAAGCAUUUUGCACUUAAUCAUCCAAACAAGCACUAAACAUUCCUAAAUCACUUUCAACGGUCUUGUCGCACAGCUGCACAUGAAAGGAAACUAUUUAUUGGCCUUUUUAGUCAUUUUUAUGCUUCGACAUCCUUGAAUUUGGAUUGAAAUUUAAAUGCAAACUUAAACUUUUUCAUAAUAUCUUGUCUGAUGAGGAUUUGGCUUGGUUUUGGAAUAGCUUUUGAAGGAUUUUGGGAAAGUUUUCGUAGGAUUUUCAGUCUGCGCUGGGUUUCAACCUUACAUUUACUGUUGAUGUCUGAUUAUUUCCUUGUUUCUGCCGUAGUCCGAGGCUUUCUCUUCCCAUCCCGGUGCUCUCAGUGGACACCUGUAGGAGAAUCCAGCAGGGAGAUGCACACUUCUGAAAGGUCAGGGAGGUUUAACGUUACACACACUCACGAAAAGAGAGGAUCUUUUUUUAAACACAAGGUCAGAUUCACCCCUUUACAUCCACACUUAGAAAGAAGCUAGAUAAAGGAUAGAGAUGAGGAAGACGGCUUCUCCACAACGGGACGCUCGGCUAGUUUACGCAACACUUCUCCCAUUGAAAGAAAUCUCUCCCCUCCCUUCCUCAUCCCUCCUUUACCCCUAUUCACCCUUUCACUCCACAUUUUCUACACCCCCCUCCCAUUCCUCCUCUUUGUAUUUCUUGAAUCCACGCCCAUCCUCGUCCCCGAUGCACAUAUGUCUCCCCCUUAUAUAAUCACCCCUCUUGUACACAUUUUAUACACUGUAUACUUUGACGCAGAUGCUGUGUACGUUUGUAUACGCUGUGCCUGUCUCUGUCUCCAUUGUAUGCCAUUCAUAUCUAUGUAGCGUUCACUAUGUUUUAUCGACACUGUAGUCACCAUACAACUCUUCCUCUCAUCAUUAUUGCUCAUUCUUCUUCCUCUUCUUCUGCAGUUAGAAUCGUACAACUAUAAUCUCAUGUCUCAUGUCUACCGCCCGUCUUCCCCUCCAUCCGACCACACAAGCCCCGCCCCCAUCUUAUGACCCUCCACUCCACACAGUCGAAGAAAGGGUUUGAACUCUGGAAAAAAACAGCAAAAAAAAACAACAACAAAAGAAAGAAAUGGAGGGAGGAGGAGGUGCGUAGGGGAGGGUGGGUCGAGAAAACUGCUCACACGAUUAAUGAUGAUGACGACGACGAAGAGAAAUGUCUGUAGUAUAAUUACAAAAAAGGAAAAGUGCACUAUUAUGACAAUGAUUAUUAUUGCCUGUGAGAAAUACUGACCAAUAAACAACAAUGGAAAUAUA
Molecule: messenger RNA, 9790 nt
Organism: Acanthochromis polyacanthus (spiny chromis)
Lineage: Eukaryota; Metazoa; Chordata; Actinopteri; Pomacentridae
Gene: brsk1b
Product: BR serine/threonine kinase 1b
Exons: 20
Coding region: 1413-4007 (864 amino acids)
Biological process (GO): microtubule cytoskeleton organization; protein phosphorylation; intracellular signal transduction
Cellular component (GO): cytoplasm
Molecular function (GO): protein serine/threonine kinase activity; tau-protein kinase activity; ATP binding
Source: RefSeq, a predicted model, not a curated record